Messenger RNA from Eptesicus fuscus (big brown bat), 1245 nucleotides. Its product is annotated as Y-box-binding protein 3-like. Gene Ontology annotation, biological process: regulation of gene expression. Bases 1 to 1194 code for a protein of 397 amino acids. NCBI's taxonomy places the organism in Eukaryota, Metazoa, Chordata, Mammalia, Chiroptera, Vespertilionidae. Gene Ontology annotation, cellular component: nucleus. The record is from RefSeq and is a predicted model, not a curated record. The transcript has a single exon. Gene Ontology annotation, molecular function: nucleic acid binding.
AUGAGUGAGGCAGGAGAGGCCACCCUCACGGAGGUGGCCGCCUCCGUCUCCCCCCAAGCCAUCUCCCCCCAAGCCGUCUCCCCCGAAGCUGGGCAGAAAGAUCUGUCGUCCUUGGGAGGCGGAGAUUCUGUCCAAGCCCUAGUCGCCAGCCACCUCAGCGGAGACUCCGUCCCCGAGGCCACCGUGGCAGCUGGCACCAAGGAAAAGGCGCCCAAGAAAGUCAUCGCCAAGAGGGUGAGUGGAUCCGUCAAGUGGUUCAAUGUAAAGAACGGGUACGGUUUCAUCAGCAGGCAUGACACCCAGGAAGAUGUAUUCGUUCACCAGACGGCCAUCACGCGGAACAACCCCCACAAGUACCAACGCAGCGUGGGCGAAGGCGAGACCGUCGAGUUCGACGUGGUGCAGGGCAAGCAAGGCAUCGAGGCUGCGAACGUGACCGGGCCAGGUGGCGCCCCAGUGGAGGGCAGCCGCUUUGCUGCAAACCGCCCCCGCUUCCGCCGUGGCUUCUACACCCGCCAUCGCGCGCCACAGCAUCGCAGUGCCAGGGGCCCCGAGGGGGAUGUCUAUGACUACGGCUAUGACUACCACUACAACUACAACUACUACUAUGACUACUACGACUACUACCACUACUAUGGCUACUACGGCUACUAUGACUACCACUACCAGUGCAGCAGAGAAGACUUCGCCUUAGCCCAGGGCCAGAGGCGCCGCCUGCCCCGCCGCCCCCAAGACCAAAGGCUGAGGCGCUUUCCGCCCUUCCGCAGAGCCAGGGCUGUGACCCGCCGCCCUUCCACCUUCGCUCCCGCCAGUGGCCCACGGGCCGCCCAGCUGCCUGGGUCUGCACCAGCCACCAGGCCUGAGAGCUCACCACCACGCCGCGGACCUGGCCCUAGCUACCGCUUGAGUCGCCCUAGGGGCCGAGGCAUUGCCCCUGGUCCAAAGUCCUCUGAGCAGAUGGAGGCAGAAAACAAGGAGAGCGGGAGCGAUGCUGGCUCUGCAGCCCUCAGCCCCAACAACCCCCUCCACCACCCACAGCAGCCGCCUGGUGCCCAGAACCAGAGCCCUGAAGGAGGAGAGGAGGAGACCUGGAAGGGCCCUGCUGGAAAACCCGCUUGCGCUGCCAAUCAGAGCAGCGCCUCAGAGGAGGAUGCCGCAGUUGCAGAUGCCACCUCUGCUGCACAGGCCCAGUGACACUCCUGCCCCCUCCCAGGGACUCCCUGGCCUGGGGCUGCAGGUGAUGUC